Molecule: messenger RNA, 441 nt
Organism: Dibothriocephalus latus
Lineage: Eukaryota; Metazoa; Platyhelminthes; Cestoda; Diphyllobothriidea; Diphyllobothriidae
Source: the annotation of a GenBank genome assembly
AUGUCCGACGCGUUCUAUCUGCGAUACUACGUCGGCCAUAAAGGGAAGUUUGGCCAUGAAUUCCUAGAAUUUGAGUUCCGACCGGAUGGAAAACUGCGUUACGCCAACAACUCAAAUUACAAAAAUGACACGAUGAUUCGCAAAGAAGCAUAUGUUAGUAAGGCAGUAAUGGAAGAACUCAAAAGAAUCAUUUUGGAUAGUGAUAUUAUGAAUGAGGAUGAUGAGAAAUGGCCCGUUCCCGAUCGCGUUGGUCGGCAGGAGUUGGAGAUUGUAUGUGGCGAUGAGCACAUAUCCUUUACUACGUCAAAAAUCGGUUCUCUUGUCGAAAUAAACAGUUGCAAGGAUGCAGAGGGCCUCCGAACUUUUUACUACCUUGUACAGGAUCUGAAGUGUCUGGUCUUCUCUCUUAUUGGACUCCAUUUUAAGAUCAAGCCCAUAUAA